CAGGCUCCUCUCUGCCAGAGAAUCUGGUUGGGGUGGGAGCUGAGUCCCAGAGCACUGGUUCUAUAUAAGAGUCCCAGGCGCAGCCCCAGCCCAGUGGAGAGGGAGCACCAGCACCAGGGAGGGCGCGUUCCGCGGGGCUCCUCAGCCGCAGAGAACGCCCCAGGCACUCGCAGGAGAAGUGUUCAUCCUCUCUCCUGUCCUGAAAGUUUCCCCAAUCAUGGAGGCAAUAAGUUUAUUCAUGUUGGUGGGAUUUGUAGGAGAGUUCCCAGUUUUUUCAAGUGCCGCCAGUCCAGUCAAUUGCCAGUGGGGUUCCUUUGGCCCGUGGUCAGAAUGCAACGGUUGUACAAAGUCUCAGACUCGCAGGCAGACAGUUGCGGUUUAUGGGCAGUUUGGUGGCCAGCCUUGUGCCGGAAGUGCUUUUCAGACACAAGCGUGUGAACCGACACAGGGAUGCCCAGCAGAAGACGGAUGUGGAGAGCGGUUCCGGUGUUUUUCAGGUCAGUGCAUCAGCAAAUCCUUGGUUUGCAAUGGCGAUUCUGACUGUGAAGAAGACAGCGCUGAUGAAGACAGAUGCGAGAACAUAGAGAGCAGAGCUUCCUGUGACCUUGAUAAACCUCCUCCCAACAUAGAACUUACUGGAAAUGGUUACAAUGCCCUCACCGGCCAGUUCAGGAACAGAGUCAUCAACACAAAGAGUUUCGGUGGCCAGUGCAGAAAGGUGUUUAGUGGGGAUAGAAGAGACUACUACAGACUGAGUGCGAACGUCCUCUCCUAUGCAUUCCAGGUGAAAAUAAAUAAUGAUUUUAAUUAUGAAUUUUACAACAGUAGCUGGUCUUAUGUAAAACAAACAUCAAAGUAUUCAUCAUCUGAAAGAAAAAAAUCCUUUUUUGGAUUUUCAUCAAGUUCUUCUCAUUCUACUUCUAGUAAAGGUUACAGUGAAAACCAGAAGAAAAAGAGUUAUCAACUGCUGGUUAUUGAGAACACGGUAGAAGUGGCUCAGUUCAUCAACAACAAUCCAGAAUUUUUACAACUCGCAGAGCCGUUCUGGAGGGAACUCUCCCACCUCCCCUCCCUGUAUGACUACAGCGCCUACCGAAAAUUAAUCGACAACUAUGGGACACAUUUUCUGCAGUCGGGAUCCUUAGGAGGAGAGUACAAAGUUCUGUUUUACGUGGACACGGAAAAGAUGAAACAAAGAGGUCUUAGUUCAAUAAAUACGAAGGGCUGUAGUUCCAAAAAUUUCGUGAUUUUAUAUUCUUCAAGCAAAUGCAAGGAGCUGAAAGAUGCCUUAAAAUGGGCUUCAGAAACUUCAAGCAAUAAGCUGCAAGGGACCCCCUUUGUCAGAGGGGGGAGUUCAGGUUUCGUGUCUGGCCUCAGCUACCUGGAUUUGAAUAAUCCUGCUGGAAACCAAGAACGGUAUUCUUCCUGGGCAGCUUCUGUGACUGGGCUCCCCCAGGUCAUAAAGCAGAAGCUGACACCUUUGUAUGAGCUGGUGAAGGAAGUACCCUGUGCCUCGGUGAAAAGACUCUACCUGAGACGGGCUCUGGAGGAAUACCUGGAUGAAUCUGACCCCUGCCAUUGCCAGCCUUGUCAAAACGGCGGCCUCGCCACUGUGGAGGGGACCCAGUGUCAGUGCCAUUGCAAACCGUACACAUUUGGCGCCGCAUGUGAGCUAGGGGUCCUCGUACAGGGCGAAGCAGGGAGGGUUGAUGGAGGUUGGAACUGCUGGUCCUCUUGGAGCCCCUGUGCUGAAGGAAAGAAAACAAGGCGUCGAGAAUGCAAUAACCCGUCUCCCAGAGGGGGCGGGCUGUCCUGCAUUGGGGAAACGUCAGAGAGCAGGCAGUGUGGAGAGGAAGACGAGGAGCUGAGGAAUCUGCGAUUGCUUGAACCACACUGCUUUCCUUUGCCUUCGGGUUCAACAGAAUUCUGUCCACCACCCCCUGCCUUGAACCACGGAUUUGUUCAAGGUGAAGAUACCACAUUUCCUGUUGGGAAAAAUAUAGUGUACACCUGCAGCGAGGGAUACUCUCUUGUUGGAGACCCCAUUGCCAGAUGUGGAGAUGAUUUACAGUGGCUUGUUGGGGAAAUGCAUUGUCAGAAAAUGGCCUGUGUUCUCCCUACACUGAUGGAUGGCAUUCAGAGUCAUCCCCAGCAGCCUUCCUACACAAUUGGCGAUAAGGUGACCUUUUCCUGUCCAGAUGGCAUGUCCUUGGAAGGUCCUUCGACAUUUCUCUGUGGAUCCAGCCUCAAGUGGAGCCCUGAGAUAAAGGAUGUCCACUGUGUGCACAAAGAUGCCCCUUUGACAUCGGCAGCACCCAAGUGUCAGCCCUGGGAGAAAGUGAAGAAUUCAAAAUGUGUUUGUAAAUUGCCCAACGAAUGUUGGUCCUCCCUGGGGGUGUGCGCUCGGGACGAGAGAAGGGGAAGGACGCUGCCCCUGACCGUGUGCAAGCUGCAUGCUGUGCGCUGCCAGGGCCUGCGGUUCACGCUGCUGGGUGCCGACAGCUGUGUCCUGCCUGCCCCAGCCAGGAAAGCGUGUGGCGCCUGUCCGCUGUGGGAAAAAUGUGACGACCAGAAGAGCGAGUGCAUCUGCAGAGAGGCCUCGGAGUGCGAGGAGCAAGGCAUCAGCAUCUGCGUGCUGGUGAACGGCGAGGCAAGGACGAUGACGGAGUGUGAGGCUGGAGUCCUGAGGUGUCAAGGACAGAAUGUCACGGUCACUAGCAUAGAGCCUUGUGAGGGGGGAGCCCAGUAGGCUCCGGGCUGUGGUGGUGGUGGGGGGGGCUCGCUCAGAAUCCAGCAGUGGCUGUGCACAUCCCGUGGGCACGUCCCAUAACUGAGCACUGCAACGCCCCCAGCCGGAGGCCCAUGCUUUCUGCUUCCCUCCAGGGCCCUUGCACCCUGAGCUCCCAGCUGCCCGCAGAAGCCAAACCUUUUUCCUUACUCUUUGUCCUUAAAAAAAAAAAAUUAGGCUGAAGAGUUUUCAUGAACCUUUGUCUGAGUUAACGACGUUCUUGGAGAAACUGCUAACUUCUCUGGAUUUGGAUUUUUUUAGUCGGAAAAUUAGAGAGUUAGGCCAGAGAAACUCAAAUGCUGCCUUUAAGUCUGGGCGGUUAUGCCCAGCAGCCAGAAAACAGAAACAUUAGAGAGGCGGCCCGCUCAGUAAACCCGAAUACAGAGGGGACCUUGAAUGCAGAAAGACAGUUGCAAUGACUCCAUCCCGGGAAGAACACGGGCGCCACCCGGUCGGCUCCAGCACCUUGGGUGGGGUUCCCCAGUCCUGUGGGGAGACGGAAACACCGACUCGCAGAGCUGAAUUAGUCAUGUCCUAGUUAGGGGCGCCUUCUGCCCCUUUGUCUGACAACUCACAUAAUUCAGUCUUGUUUGGGGGCCAUUUUUAGUGCAGGUCACAGCCGAGACCUCCAGUUUGCCCUGCCGCCCCCUUUUCUUCCGUAGGAAGCGCCUGUUCCCGGCUGAGCCAGGUGCGAUUGCCCAUUAGAGAGAACGUUUUUCAGCCAUGUGGGUUCGCUCUGGAUGUUUCAGGGCCUGUGGAGGUAAAUAGACUUGAAGCAUUGGCCUCCAGUUUACUCCUUAUUUAUUCUUCAUCAAAGCAAAAAGGAAAACAGCUGUGGGAGAUGAAAUGAGAGGGCUUAACAAAAUAUGCUUUCAUAUACAAACAAUAUCUCUGUAUUUUUCUGAUACUGAUAAAUACAUUUCUGCAAAGCUUUAGUUAAAAUGACAAUGAUUAAAAUACUCAUUAAAGAUA
Artibeus jamaicensis (Jamaican fruit-eating bat) is the source of this 3760-nucleotide messenger RNA. RefSeq names its product complement C7 (gene C7). Bases 218 to 2749 code for a protein of 843 amino acids. The transcript is spliced from 18 exons. Gene Ontology annotation, molecular function: protein binding. The record is from RefSeq and is a predicted model, not a curated record. Gene Ontology annotation, cellular component: membrane attack complex. Gene Ontology annotation, biological process: immune response. NCBI's taxonomy places the organism in Eukaryota, Metazoa, Chordata, Mammalia, Chiroptera, Phyllostomidae.